GGCGACGGCAAUGUCCACUCGUUGCUGAUGUUCGACGAGAGCAAGCCAGAAGAGGUCAAGCGUGUCAAGCAGUUGGUCUACUCUUUUGCGUACGCCGCACAAGCGUUGGGAGGCACGUGCACGGGGGAACACGGGAUUGGUAGAGGCAAGCGAGAUCUGCUCGAGCGCGAGCUUGGCAAAGGCACCGUGGACCUCUUGCGUACGCUAAAGCGCACGUUGGACCCUCUCAACAUCAUGAACCCAGGAGCAUUGUAUCCAGACGAUUGA
Molecule: messenger RNA, 267 nt
Organism: Ceraceosorus guamensis
Lineage: Eukaryota; Fungi; Basidiomycota; Exobasidiomycetes; Ceraceosorales; Ceraceosoraceae
Product: D-lactate dehydrogenase
Exons: 2
Biological process (GO): lactate catabolic process
Cellular component (GO): mitochondrion
Molecular function (GO): flavin adenine dinucleotide binding; D-lactate dehydrogenase (cytochrome) activity; D-lactate dehydrogenase (NAD+) activity
Source: RefSeq, a predicted model, not a curated record